Messenger RNA from Pseudogymnoascus destructans, 2278 nucleotides. RefSeq lists its product as uncharacterized. Gene Ontology annotation, biological process: regulation of DNA-templated transcription. The record is from RefSeq and is a predicted model, not a curated record. Lineage: Eukaryota; Fungi; Ascomycota; Leotiomycetes; Thelebolales; Thelebolaceae. Bases 144 to 1904 code for a protein of 586 amino acids. Gene Ontology annotation, molecular function: DNA-binding transcription factor activity; sequence-specific DNA binding. The transcript has 6 exons.
CUCUGGCUCGGGAGCAAUGAGGUAUGUCUUCCAACACCCCGAAAAUUGAAACAGAACGCACCCUCAGCCGUUGCUGCUGGUGGCGCAAAACCCCCAAUCCAAACUCGAGACAUACUGACACACUUCUGAAAGGUGUAUGAACAAUGAGCUCGCAAGAUGAGAGCGCCCAACAGAGCUCGGCGAUGAACAACACAGAGGUCUCGUCCGCCGAGAGAACAGUGCCGAUUAUACAGACUCCCGCCCAGACCUCCCCGCAAUUACCUGGCGACCCUAUGGUGGUAACAUCUCCUGCCGCACCGACGAUGGGCCCUCCACCAGCUCGCACAAGCCCUGACCGUGGCGCAAACGGUACACAUGACCAGACAACAAGCGCCAUGGGAGAGCAGGCGCAGAAUGGAAGCGUGCAAAGCCCUGGCGCAGGAGCAGCAACCCAAGGAGGUGCGCCUCAGCCAAAGGUUCAACAGACUGCUUUUAUCCAUAAGCUAUACAACAUGCUCGAGGAUCCGAGCAUAUCACAUCUCAUAUCGUGGUCCAAUUCCGACGAGAGCUUCGUCAUGUCCCCUUCUAACGACUUUUCUAAAGUUCUUUCGCAAUAUUUCAAACAUACCAAUAUUUCGUCUUUUGUCCGGCAAUUGAACAUGUACGGAUUCCACAAGGUGAGCGAUGUCUUCCAUACCGGCUCGCCAGAAUCACCACUAUGGGAAUUUAAACAUGGCAAUGGCAAUUUCAAGCGUGGCGAUCUCGUUGGCCUUCGAGAAAUCAAAAGACGGGCAUCACGGCAUUCUCUGGUCCACCGAGACUCAUACCCUUCGGUGAAGCCACCGCCUUAUUCACACCCAGGAACUCCAGCCGAGCCAAUACAGCCGCCAAUGGAUACAGAGGCAAGGCUUGGCCAAUUAGAGACUGGCCUGUAUGAAAUGCAUGCGAGACUAGUCCGAAGCGUUGAAAGUGCUCACUCACUGUAUGCCAGGAAUCAAGUCUUGGUGGAGGCCCUGACUCGAUCACUUCAGGUAAACCAUGAGAUAUCUCGUAUAGUUAUGAGCACCGUGCCAAAUGACGCGAACGCACACCGGAGCAUCAUGGACAUGCAAUCUGAGAUCCAGCGCCAGACAGACGUCUUGAGGAACAUUGAUGAGCCAUUGGAACAGCCAUAUGCAGGUUCCAGGCAGUAUCUCUCAAACCUAUCCCUUGAUAACGCCCCUAUUUCUCCACGUCAGCUAGCGCAGGACGACCAUCGGCGCCAACCCCCAAUGGCACAGCCUUCAAGGCCCGGCGCGUUUAGGCCCGUCCCUUCGCACCUGUCCAUCGCCCCUCGAAGGUUCGGGUCAACCGGGGCUGGAACCACUGCUUCAUCACCAAGCUCUUUGCGCUACCAGGUCGCUCCACCACCGCCACCACAAGCACCGCACCCUCUAAUUGCGGUUACAACUCCACCCACAGAUCUCCCUCGCCGACACACCUCGGCGGACAUUCGAGUCCACAUGUGGCCUAACCAACCUCAAUACAACCCCGAGCAGCCAGCGUCACACUGGCCAUCCUCACCCAAGCGACCGCUAGCCGAUCCAAGUGAGGAUCAGCGCAUCCGCGAGAGCUUCUCCUCGUACUCGAUACAAGGAGCCACACAUAACCACGCCAAUGCAUCACGGCCCUCAACGCCACCCUUUAGCAGCAGCGGUGGUGCCUCUGAAAGCCUAGGCGCCUGGUCAUGGGGUGCAUCGAGGGGAGAUAAGUUUGGCGGCCCCGGAUUCGGGACGUCGGGCCUCUUCAAAGAUAACUCCGGGCCCCCUACACGGAGAGGAAGCAUGGCGCAUAUCCUGAACCCCGCGGAAACAGCUGAGCGUGACGAAGAGCACGACAUGGAGCUGCGAGAGGAAGAGGACCGGAAGAGAAAACGGCUGCAGUAAUAUUUCUUAUGCCGUCUGUCUGCGCUGCGCGUAACCACGGGUAGCCUUGCACAGUCAAUACAUUUUGUUUACAUUGGGCAGGUGUGGUGUCUCAAUAUCACCGCCUGCCCCCGCAUCACUUACCCGGGAGGUACAUAUUGGAAAUCGUUUUUUUGUGUGUGUGGCUUGGGUAUUGGAUUAUCUGGAUUGCAUCGUUUUUUUUUGUUGAUACACGAAAUCAUUUUGAUAACCCCAUUUAGCAGGAUGAGAGAAAAAAAUACUCAUGAGUCAGAUUAUUAUUAUUGUGAAUGAUAGUGUAGCCUGGGAAGUUAGUAUACAAUCAGUGGGUGAGAUAUAAUUGGCACAUUGUCUGUUAUCCCUGAAUAAGCAAGCUU